Messenger RNA from Acanthaster planci (crown-of-thorns starfish), 1881 nucleotides. Its product is annotated as UDP-glucuronosyltransferase 2B31-like. The record is from RefSeq and is a predicted model, not a curated record. Lineage: Eukaryota; Metazoa; Echinodermata; Asteroidea; Valvatida; Acanthasteridae. Gene Ontology annotation, molecular function: UDP-glycosyltransferase activity.
AGACGGAAUAGGACUUUGACUUUGAGAGACGUGAAUAUGAUUAUCAACGAUUUACAUGGACAUCUCAAAGGGGUUAUACGGCACCGUGACAUCAGGGGAUCGGCACUGACAGGCUUGCUCGACUUGGUAUUUUCUGCUUUGAUGAACUGUUCGGUCAUAUUAUUCCGACACUCAGCGUUUACACGAGUAGAGUACGAUGUCUUCCAAACUUUUUCGCUUUCUCCUACUGAUAACGACUUGCUUCCCCGUGGUGUCAAUAAGCAGCAUCUGUGGAGAACAAACUGCUCAAGCUUCUAAGAGGUACAAAUUUCUCUACUUUGUUUCUCCACUGGAAGGCAGCCACUACUUAGCCCUGUCCAUGUCGGGCAAGGAACUGGUUAAACAAGGCCACAAAGUGGUCUCCCUUGUCAGUAGCUCCAACAGUCGACGGUUGCAGACGGCCGACGCCGACUUCUCCGUCGUGGUAUUCAACUCGUCUUACACGCGUGAGAAACGAGCUGCCGUCAUGGAAAAAAUUGGCAAAGUGCUCGCCACGGGAGCCAUGCGAGGUUUCUUCGGCCACUUGGAGUGCGGCAUCAAGGGUAACUUGGCCGGCGAGCUGAAUGUAGCUAAAAUGUGGCUGCGCGAGUGCGACGACCUGUUAGGAGACAAUGCAACCAUGAGGCGGCUCCGACAGGAGAGAUUCGACAUGAUGGUUGCCGACGACAGCGUCCGUUGCAUUCCGCUCUUGGCACAAGCUCUGAACAUUCCCUUCAUCUACAGCAUCCCUGUUCACACAAUUCCCUCGAAACACAGUGUGUGGGCGGGGUUACCAAUUGAACCUUCGUACGUCCCCGAGGCAGUGAUUGGCCUCACCGACAGAAUGACGUUCCUACAGCGAGUCCAAAAUGUCCUGGCCUAUGAGUACUACAAAAUCUUGUGGUCCCUUGCGGAAGACCGCAAAGGUUUCGAUCAGCUUAAAGUCAAGUACAACAUCCGACCGGAGAUCAGCACUUACGAAUCCCACAAGCAAGCCUCUCUCUAUUUGUGCCAUGGGAGCUUCGCCUUAGAGUUUCCCAGACCCGUGCAACCAAACACAGUUUAUGUCCUCCAAAAAGCUGGUUCGACCCCUCACACAAAGACUGAAGACGAUAUAGCAAGUUUUCUGGACACGGCUCCCAAUGGCGUGGUUUUGUUUUCACUAGGCACUUACACUUCAUGCAUGGAGCUCCAAAAGGCCCAAGUGAUUGCUGAUGGUUUCGCUUUGCUUUCACAGCGGGUCCUCUGGCAGAGUAAGGCAUUACCCGCCGGAGUCAAGCUGGCAAACAAUACCAAGACUGUUGGCUGGCUGCCAUUAGCCAAAAUCAUGGAGCACGCCAACGUUAAAGUGUUCGUGAGUCAUGGCGGUAGCUUUAGUAUGUACGAAGCUAUGUGGGCUGGACUACCAAUGGUGGGCCUACCGCUAUUCGGAGACCAGAUGGGUAACUUCGAUCGGCUAGAGGACCGUGGGGUGGGAUUAGCGCUUGAUAUCACCACCUUAACACCGGAGUCGUUCAGUCAAUCUAUCCAGAAAGUCAUCUCUGACCCAAAGUUCCGUGACAACGCACGGCGUAUAUCCAUGAUCAUGCGGGACAUGCAGGUCAUGUCUCCCCCAGUCAAGACGGUCGCUCACUGGAUCCUGCACGUCACCAAGUUCGGCGGAGAUCAUCUGCGCCCGGCUGUACUGGACCUGAAUUUCAUCCAACGGAAUCUUCUCGAUGUCUAUCUCUUUAUUGUGGCCGUCUUGGCCUUGUUCUUGGGGUUGAACUUCUAUCUGUGCUACUGCUGCUGUAAGUGUAUGUGCGUUAAGGCUUGGAAAAGCCAUCUGAAAAAGGACUAAACGAUUUAUUUGGGUAACCCAGA